AUGGUAAAGCCGAACAAUGAAGCGGGUACAGUCAGCACCUUAAAGUCGCUACAGAUCCACGUUCCAACAGCGGUUUUAACGGGUCGAGAUGCGGAACUUAUGUGCACUUAUGAACUGGAGGGCGCGCAGCUAUAUUCUAUAAGAUGGUAUAGAAAUAUGAUCGAAUUCUAUCGCUAUGUGCCUAAAGAGUCGCCUGCCACCAAAGUUUUUCCUGUUGCUGAGAUUAAAGUUGACGUAGCAAAAUCAGAUCAGAACCGGGUGGUACUGACAGACGUGGACAGGUCCUUAACUGGAGAAUACCAGUGCGAAGUGUCAGCGGACGCCCCCCUCUUCCAUACAGACAUCAAAGCGGCGAAGAUGGUUGUUGUUGAACCACCUCUAAUUGGCCCUAACAUCACAACGAAUCUUGUGAUGUAUGUUGGAGGGGACCACAUUCAGUCAAACUGUUCCUCAGCUCCUUCUCUACCCGCAGCUAACGUCACUUGGUACGUCAACGAACAGAUGGUGCCGAGCUUCACAGCGAACCACGUGACUAACUUCUCAAACGGAUACGCGUCUACUUUGUCUACAUUAGAACUAGAGACAGCUGUGGAGUCCCCCUUUCCUGUACUUAUGAUACGUUGUGAAGCGUCAAUAUUCGACGUGUGGAAAGCGACGAGCCCCGUCGUUGCCCUGAGGGAGCAAAACGCGAAACCGGUUUCAGCGCUAGGACGUAGUCUCACAGGUAUUUCGAUUCUAUUUUCACCUCAGUCACUCGAGCUAACUGUGUAA
Messenger RNA from Leptosia nina, 771 nucleotides. The record is from the annotation of a GenBank genome assembly. Lineage: Eukaryota; Metazoa; Arthropoda; Insecta; Lepidoptera; Pieridae.